CCCCGCAGACCUCCGAGGCGCACGUCACUUCUCCAAAGUCGGAGCCAUGGCGACAACAGCUCAGUACAUCCCGCGGAAUAACUCCUUGCCGUCCAACCCGCUCAUGCACCCGGACUCGGACCGCAUGCACCAGGGCACCACGUACCGGGAGGUGCAGAAGAUGAUGCACCACGAGUACCUGCAGGGUCUGAACACGGGGCACCCGAUGAGCCUGACGCACCACCAGUGGCUGCCCACUUCCAAUAGCGACUGGGCGAGCGCCACGCACCUCGGCCAGCAGGAGCCGCACAAAGGCGGCGGCGGCGGCGGAGGCGGCGUGCAGGCGAGAAGCGAGGACCUGGGCAGCGGCUUCCACCACCGGUCCCACCUGGUGCACCAGCAGGCGCAGGGCGCGCACCACGGCUCCUGGGCGCCGGCCAGCGCGCACCACCUCUCCCCGCUCUCCCCGGCCUCCGGCGCGCACCAGCCCCUGGUCUACUCGCAGCCGGGCUACACGAACCUCAACGCCAUGCUGGGCAGCCCGCAGCCGGGCGCGCUCCACCACGGCAUGCGGGAGCCCCUCCACGACGACUCGGCGGUGCACGACGGCCAGCUGGAGUCCCCCCCGCAGGCGUUCAGCCACCACCAGGACCACUCGGACGAGGACGCGCCCAGCUCCGACGACCUGGAGCAGUUCGCCAAGCAGUUCAAGCAGCGGCGGAUCAAGCUGGGCUUCACGCAGGCGGACGUGGGCCUGGCGCUGGGCACCCUCUACGGCAACGUCUUCUCGCAGACCACCAUCUGCCGCUUCGAGGCGCUGCAGCUGAGCUUCAAGAACAUGUGCAAGCUCAAGCCGCUGCUGAACAAGUGGCUGGAGGAGACGGACUCCAACACGGGCAGCCCCACCAACCUGGACAAGAUCGCCGCGCAGGGCCGCAAGCGCAAGAAGAGGACCUCCAUCGAGGUGGGCGUCAAGGGCGCGCUGGAGAACCAUUUCUUGAAGUGCCCCAAGCCGUCCGCGCACGAAAUCACCACUUUGGCCGGCACGCUGCAGCUGGAGAAGGAGGUGGUGCGCGUUUGGUUUUGCAACCGGAGACAGAAGGAGAAGCGCAUGACGCCCGUGGGGGUCCCGCACCCGGGCAUGGAGGACGUAUAUUCCCAGGCGGAGACGCCCCCGCUGCACCGCACGCUACAGAGCCCCGUGCAGUGACUAUUAGCCGCGGACCAGCGCGGCGCUCCCACCUCGCCCUGGCUCGGACAAACGCGCGGGGACUGUGGAGUUUACACUAUUUAAGUUCCUUUUUCUCUCUCUCUCCAGGACUUUUGCGGAGAGAAAAAAAAAAAAAAAAGUUGUGCAGUUUUAGCGUCGGAAGUCCCCCCCCACACUCACUCGAAUAGAUGACAAAAAAAAAACCACACAAAAAAACGCAUCUAGGAUUGAAGAAAAAAAAGAUUUAUUUACCAAAAUUAUAUGGAGGUUUCUGCUCCUCCAUGGGGGGUGGGACCGUGAACGCACCACACGCCUGCAAAACAAAACAAACACACACACAAAAAACACUGGAAGUGGAAAAAGUCAGCACUGAAUGAACUGAAUUAUUGUUAUUAUUAUUAUUAUUAUUAUUAUUAUUAUUUUCGUUGCUUUUUUUUUAGUGGUUUUGUUUGAAGAAGGAACAAAACAAAAAAAGAUGUUUUCAUCAGGGUCGAAAUUGGGAGGACAAAAAGUGUUUUAGCAUUUAUGGAGGUGAGGGGGGUGGGGGGGGAUUUUGGAGGUUUCUGCUCCUCCGUGGGGGGUGGGACCGUGAACGCACCACACGCCUGCAGAACAAAACAAACAAAAAAACACUGGAUGUGAAAAGUCAGCACUGAAUGAACUGAAUUAUUGUUAUUAUUAUUAUUAUUAUUAUUAUUCAUGUUUACGCCCGAAUGCAGCUGAGAUAGGCCCCAGCAACCCCCGCCACCCCAAAGGGACAAGCAGUAGAAAAUGGAUGGAUGGAUGGAUGGAUUAUUAUUAUUAUUAGUAUUAUUAAUGUUUCCGCCCGAAUGCAGCUGAGAUAGGCUCCAGCAAUCCCCCCCCCCCCCCCCCCCCACCCCGCCACCCCAAAAGGGACAAGCGGUAGUAAAUGGAUGGAUGGA
Messenger RNA from Nerophis lumbriciformis (worm pipefish), 2112 nucleotides. It is a transcript of the gene pou3f1, whose product is annotated as POU class 3 homeobox 1. Gene Ontology annotation, molecular function: RNA polymerase II cis-regulatory region sequence-specific DNA binding; DNA-binding transcription factor activity, RNA polymerase II-specific. Gene Ontology annotation, biological process: brain development; regulation of transcription by RNA polymerase II. Gene Ontology annotation, cellular component: nucleus. The record is from RefSeq and is a predicted model, not a curated record. Lineage: Eukaryota; Metazoa; Chordata; Actinopteri; Syngnathiformes; Syngnathidae.